Messenger RNA from Aspergillus mulundensis, 1044 nucleotides. RefSeq lists its product as uncharacterized. Lineage: Eukaryota; Fungi; Ascomycota; Eurotiomycetes; Eurotiales; Aspergillaceae. The transcript has a single exon. The coding region runs from base 1 to 1044 and encodes 347 amino acids. The record is from RefSeq and is a predicted model, not a curated record.
AUGGCCAUGGCUCAUGUCAAGUUCACAAAGCCCCCCGAUCUGUCUGGCCGCACUCCGAUCUAUCGCCUCAGCAAGACCGUCGCUCCUCCUCCCCAACCAACGCCGCCCCAGCCGAGUCCGCAGCUUGUCCACCACACCAACAACGCCAACUACCUUGCGCCCUACCACCCUUAUCCUCCUGGUUUUCAGCCAUAUAUCCCUCCGCAAACCCCGUCGCAACCUUCCUCACAACCGCCUCCCCAGCCACCCUCACAACCACACUCAACGCCACAAGACAACAAGGAAAAUGGAGUCGCAAAGGCACAGACGCCGCAGAGCCACAACUCUCCAGCGCAAGGGUCGCCCAUGACGAAGCGUCGCGGGAGGAAACUACAAGAGAGCGAGACCCUCAUCCUGGUGAACUGCUGCUUGGAAUACCAAAGCUUGUACCACGAUAACCCGCAGCGGUUCUGGUACUGCGUCGCGACGAGUCUGAAACGACAGAUCAAGCGCAACUUCUCGUGGCAGUCGUGUCGCCAGAUCGUCGAGGAGCUGGUCGCUGAGCGGCGCGAACGUCGCCGGGAUGUCGCGGCGGGAAAGAAAAAGGAACAACCGAUGACUGAACUUGUGCUUGCAACGGACAAAUGGAUCUCGUUUACCGACGCUCCGCCCGGGGGGACUAUCGCGUCGCCUGCUCAACCGCUGAAACGACCCGGCCCGGAACCUACGAACGAUUCGAAUGCGAAGCGACCGAAGCCGCAAGAAGCCGCGCAUACCUCGCAACCCGUUUCACAGCCAGCAACUCAACAACAGCCUCAGCCCAUUUCUUUUCCUACUUACCCACCGCAACCGAGCGCUAUACCGACGAUACCGAGCGGGCCUACGAUGGCGGAGUUUCAGACGCUGAAAGUGGACAUUCGGAGUUUGAGGAUGGACGUGCAAGCAGCGCGAAGAGAACUCAUUGAGGUCAGGAGAGAGAUGAAUUCGAAGCUGGACACGAUUCUUCAGACGUUACAGGAAGUCAAAGCGCAGAACGAGGCAAAGGAGUCUGACACGGAGAGUUGA